AUGUGGCAGCUCCAGCUCUUCGAGUUCUGGGAACGACGCCAUGCCUCCGCUUCGUGGCUCUCGGGAUACGUGAGCUCCAAGUGCUCGGCGUGGCCCGAAGCGAGCCAGCGGUCCACAGACGCGAUCGUCGCAGCGCACGAGCAGCCGAUCCUAAGAGAGCGAACGCGGUGCAAAGGCGUCGUGACAGCCUCGGCAAACUUAUGGCCGCUGACCGCCCGGCUCACGUCGACGACCUGGAGCCUGGAGCUACUAAACCCUACGGUCCUCACGUCGCUCGCAAUCGAGUAUGGCGGCGAAGGCAACCUCGACGUUGUCUCGCACGCACUGCCCCGACUCGUCGCCUUGCAAGAACUGAUCGUCGACGAGGCCGAUUUCAAGCAAGUGUCUUCGCCCCUGUCGUCGAUGAUGCCGCCGUCGAUGGCCCUUUAA
Saprolegnia parasitica CBS 223.65 is the source of this 429-nucleotide messenger RNA. RefSeq lists its product as hypothetical. NCBI's taxonomy places the organism in Eukaryota, Oomycota, Saprolegniomycetes, Saprolegniales, Saprolegniaceae. The record is from RefSeq and is a predicted model, not a curated record. The transcript has 2 exons. The coding region runs from base 1 to 429 and encodes 142 amino acids.